AUGCUCCGGACAGCCUCGACGGCCGUCAUCCUAGCUCUGCACUUCUGUGCCGGAGAUGCGAGCAACAGUGCUGCACAUCGCAGUGGGAAGCCGCACAUCCUGUUCAUCAUGGUGGAUGAGAUGGAUGGCCGAAUUCUAGAUGAUGAGACGCCACAGUUCAAGCCCCCCAUGCCGCACCUCCGCCAGCUCAUGAAGCGGGGCACGUAUUUCCCAAACGCCUACAGCAACUCGCCACUGUGCGUGCCUGCGAGGACGUCGAUGCUUGCGGGCAGGUACAACUCCGAUAUCAAGGUCUGGGAUAAUUUCAUUGGCAUCGCGAAUGUGAACGGCGACAACAGCAAUCUAGACAAGAGGUGUGUAGAUGCCUUCUCACGCAGCGAGUGCCGGGAAUUCGCCGCCGAGCAGAAGAUCAAUGGCACCUUCAUCGACGUCCUGUCAGACCACGGAUACGAAAUCACACUCUGGGGCAAGGUUCAUGUGGGAGCUGGCCUGGAUCGCUUCAGCCAUAAGAUUUCCAACGACCCCUUCACGGGAACCGGGCCGGUGAGGGAGUCGGCGAAAGCCUGGUCGCGCUUGUCGGGCGUUGUCUCGAAGAGGCAGGACCCUACCCUUUGGAUGCGAAGGCCGAACGAUGUGCCCAUGCCAGCUGAAGGCUUCUAUGACUACCCUACCGCAGAGGAAUGUGCGAAGCUUAUUCGCCAAGGGAUCUUCAAGAAGGCAACGCCGCAGUUUCUGUACUGUUCCUUCUCCGUGCCGCACCCGCCAUACCAGACGAACGGCACAUACUGGAAUGCGGUUGGAUCUUUGGGCAAGCAUGCCGUCCCACGGCUCGUGCCGCGGGACAAGCUCCAUCCGGCGGACGCAUACGCGGCCAAGGCCAAGCAGUUCUGGCACAUGGACGAGUGCGAUGCCAAGGACAUCGAGCACUUCCGCCGUGUCUACUUCUCCAUGUGUGUAGAGUCGGAUAAGCUGGUUGGCAACAUCCUGAGUGCCUUCUACAACAGCGGCGUCAAGAAUGCCUACGUGAUGUUCGUCUCCGACCACGGCGAGCACAACCUGGAGAACAGGCAAUGGCAGAAAAGCUCCAUGAAGGAAGCCUCGGCCCGCAUCCCCUUGAUCAUAGCUGGCCCGGGCCUGCCGAAGGGGCAGCGCAUCAACGGCUUGACGUCAUUGCAUGACGUUUACCCUACACUCCUUGACAUGGCGGGCGCGAAGAGUCGAGUGCCACAGUCCAAGCUUGCCGGCGAAUCGGUACUGCCCAUGGCGAGAGGUCACGAGCGCAAGCGCAACUAUGUCGUGUCGGAGUACCACGACUCCUACUCACGGACUGGGGCCUUCAUGAUCCGUCAGGGCCACCUGAAACUGAUUGUGCACGCGCCCCUCUACCACGGAGGCAAACCUUGGCCUGCGCAGCUCUUCGACGUGAAGGAAGACCCAUGGGAGCUCGCAGACUUGGCGGACAAGAAGCCCGGCGAAGUUCAGAGGCUGGAGAACAUGCUGCGCAAG
Symbiodinium sp. CCMP2592 is the source of this 1506-nucleotide messenger RNA. Lineage: Eukaryota; Dinophyceae; Suessiales; Symbiodiniaceae. The record is from the annotation of a GenBank genome assembly.